This is a messenger RNA of Mirounga angustirostris (Northern elephant seal), 2680 nucleotides long. RefSeq names its product cyclin A2 (gene CCNA2). Gene Ontology annotation, cellular component: cytoplasm; nucleus; cyclin A2-CDK2 complex. The transcript is spliced from 8 exons. Gene Ontology annotation, molecular function: cyclin-dependent protein serine/threonine kinase regulator activity. The record is from RefSeq and is a predicted model, not a curated record. The coding region runs from base 815 to 2113 and encodes 432 amino acids. Gene Ontology annotation, biological process: mitotic cell cycle phase transition; regulation of cyclin-dependent protein serine/threonine kinase activity. Lineage: Eukaryota; Metazoa; Chordata; Mammalia; Carnivora; Phocidae.
AGGUAAAUUCAAAGGCAUGACUGAAGACACCUAAAUGCUAAGAUGACAUUAUAGUCUGGCACUUGAGUAUCAGUUACUACGUGAGCAGCGUGUUAAUGAUUUAUGCACAUUAUAUAAUUAGGACAACCAUAUGACAUGAAGAUAUUUUUACUCCAAUUAGUAAGAAAACUGAGAAUCAGAGACCUUGAAUAACCGGAGCAAGACUAUCAGGCCGGUUAGUGGCUCAGCUUUUAGAGCUUUGGAAACCAGUUAAGCUGAGGGUCCCAGGGCUAACGUUAGGCUAGGGCGGCACACUAACAAUUGCUGGAGCUUAACUCAGCUUAUCCUAGACACGGCCCUUGCCCAGUGCCCACGAAUCCUCGGGGCCCAGUUUAGUCGCCAGAAACUCAGGCCCCGCCUCUUCGGCCGGCGCAGGCGUUUUUCCUCCCGCCGCCGCUCGGCGUUUCUCCGCCCCUGCCCCGUGGCCUCGCCGCCGCCUUCAUUCGCCUGCGACUGUGUCGCCUCGAGUGACGUCACGGGCCUCGGCCCUUCCCAUUGGCCCAUUUCAAUAGUCGCGGGAUACUUGAACUGCACGAACAGCCGCCGCUCCGGCGGGCUGCUCGCUACAUCUCGGGGGCUUCUUUAGCCUUCCACGCCCGGCGGUUCCUACCUACGCCUUUCGCAACCUCUUCGGAACUGCGCGAUCCCACGCGAGCAGGCUGGCCCGGGCUGCGGCGGCUGGUUACGGCUGGAGCGUUUCUCGGCGGUGUCGGCGGGACGGAGUACACGCUGCUUGGCGCCGCAGGCUGAUCCCGCCGCGACCCCGGGAGCAGUGAUGUUGGGCAGCUCCGAGCCCGGGCCUGCGGCCCGCGAGGCGGGCUCGUCGCUGCUAACAUUGCAGCAUACGGCGCUCCAAGAGGACCAGGAGAACAUCAACCCCGAGAAGGCGGCGCCCGCCCAGCAGCCCCGGACCCGGGCGGGGCUGGCGGUACUGAAGGCCGGGAACCCGCGCGUUCCAGCGCCGCAGCAGAGGCCCAAGACACGACGGGUUGCACCUCUUAAGGAUCUUCCUAUAAAUGAUGAACAUGUCACUAUUCCUCCCUGGAAAACAAACAGUAAACAGCCUGCAUUUACCAUUCAUGUGGAUGAAGCAGAAGAAGAGACUCAAAAGAGGCCACCUGAAUCUAAAAAAACCGAACGUGAAAAUGUCCUGGCUUUUAAUUCAGCUAUUACUUUACCUGGACCAAGAAAACCACUGGUACCUCUUGAUUAUCCAAUGGAUGGUAGUUUUGAGUCACCACAUACUAUGGACAUAUCAAUUGUAUUAGAAGAUGAAAAGCCACUGAGUGUCAAUGAAGUCCCAGACUACCAUGAGGACAUUCACACAUACCUUAGGGAAAUGGAGGUUAAAUGUAAGCCUAAAGUGGGUUACAUGAAGAAACAGCCAGACAUCACUAACAGUAUGAGGGCUAUCCUUGUGGACUGGUUAGUUGAAGUAGGAGAAGAAUAUAAACUACAGAAUGAGACCCUGCACUUGGCUGUGAACUACAUUGAUAGGUUCCUUUCAUCGAUGUCUGUGUUGAGAGGAAAACUUCAGCUUGUGGGCACUGCUGCUAUGCUAUUGGCCUCAAAGUUUGAAGAAAUAUAUCCCCCAGAAGUAGCAGAGUUUGUGUACAUUACAGAUGAUACCUAUACCAAGAAACAGGUCCUGAGAAUGGAGCACCUAGUUUUGAAAGUGCUUGCUUUUGACCUAGCUGCACCAACAAUAAAUCAGUUUCUUACCCAAUACUUUCUGCACCAGCCAUCUGCCAACUGCAAAGUUGAAAGUUUAGCAAUGUUUUUGGGAGAACUAAGUCUGAUAGAUGCUGACCCCUACCUAAAGUAUCUGCCAUCAGUUAUUGCUGCAGCAGCUUUUCAUUUAGCACUCUACACAGUCACAGGACAGAGCUGGCCUGAAUCUUUAGUUCAAAAGACUGGAUAUACCUUGGAAAAUCUUAAGCCUUGUCUCAUGGACCUUCACCAGACCUACCUCAGAGCACCACAGCAUGCACAACAGUCAAUAAGAGAAAAGUAUAAAAGUUCAAAGUAUCAUGGUGUUUCUCUCCUCAACCCACCAGAGACACUAAAUGUCUAACAGUGAAAGACUGCCUUUGUUUUCUAAGAUGUAAAUCACUCAAAGUAUAUGGUGUACAGUUUUUGUAAGGUUUUAAUUUUACAAUCAUUUCUGAAUAGAGUUAUGGUCAAGUACAAAUUAUGGUAUCUAUUACUUUUUAAAUGGUUUUAAUUUGUAUAUCUUUUGUACAUGUAACUAUUUUAGCUAUUUGGCUAAUUUUAAGUGCUUUUGUUAAAGUAUUAAAUGAUGCCAGCUGUCAGCACAGUAAGAAUAAGAACUAAUAAAUGGAUUUGGAAAAUUUGGUUUAAGUCAAAUCUGAUUUGACUUUAUGGUAUCACUCAGAAGAAUUAAUUUGAUUUACUACAGAAGGGAACUGGAAAGGCUUCUCCUGAAAUUAAAAAAUAGUUUUAGGAAAACAGAUAAAAGUUUGAACACUCAUUUUUCCCAAGGAACUGGAUCAAUUUGGUGACUUGAGCAUAAUCUAAGCAUAUCUGUAAUAAAUCUGUGCUUAUUUAUCAGUUGUGAUGAUCCUGAGACUCUUUCAGCCCUUUGUACACACUAAGAAAAUGCUUUUUCAUUCCUCAAUUU